AUGCUCAUCUGCCAACUGAUGUAUGGUAUUUCCCUAACGCUGACCCAGGUGCUGACAGGGCAGGCUGAGAUGCCCGCAGAAGGCAUGAUGUUGAUGCAGAACUCUGCGACCAAGCUGAGUUGCGAGGUGUUCGUCGGAAACAUCCCUCCGGAGACCCAAGCUCCUACCCUUCAGGAGUACCUAGGCGGUGCGCUGGUUCAGGUGGGUCUCUGCAAGCCGCCGAACCCCAUCCUGUCUAUCCGCAUGAACGCUCGCUUCGCGUUCUUGGAGAUGAGGACAGCGGAGGAAGCAACGGCGGCGCUUAACCUAGACGGCAUCCCCUUCGGGGGAGCGGCUCUCAGCGUCGGCCGUCCUAAGAAGUACGAGGGGCCGGUCACGCCUCACAAGACUUGGUUCGACGUCCUCGCGGAGUGCAGCUUCGGCCUCAUGGGAGGAGCCGGCCAGGGCGGCGCCGCAGAGGCGGAACCGGCCCCCACCUCUACCGUGGUUCGGAUAGGAAAUGUCGUGACUCCGGAAGAGCUCACAGACGAUGAGGCGCAAAAAGAGGUAGUGGAGGACAUGACGGAGGAGUGCUCCAAGUAUGGCGCCGUGGCGGGUAUCGAGAUUCCCCACGUCGGUGGGGCCGGCGCCGGGGUAGGCUUCGUGUUCGUCAAGUUCCACACUCUCGAGGACGCGCAGAAGGCGAAGAAGGGUUUCGGCUCCCGCACGUUCGACGGCAAGUCUGUCGACGCCACCUACUUCCCUGAGGAGCAAUUCGCCGCCAAGUCUUUCGCCUCGUGAUUCCGUAGACUCGACCCCCGUGUGGUUGUGUAUAGAGUCCGUGCACGUGGCAUGCUGUAGCGUCAUCUCUGGCGCGGUGGCUUUUACGGCAGGGUGGUUUGGUCCGUCUUGUGUUUCUUGUCGUUGCUGUCAUGUCACAUGUCAUACAAUCUCGGUUACCACUCUCGGUGUUAGAAGUUUCGGUUGUCUGUGGCGGUUUUGGGUGAAUAUUGAGAGCGAGAAGAGGGCAAAGGGCCGUGACUGUCAUUUCUUGCUGGGAUGAUGGUGGUAGCGCAGUUGUCAAGGAAAAAUAAUAGGGUUCCUAGCGGACACUCACCACGUCAUAGGCGACGUUGUUGUCAUUCAUGGCGACAAUCUGAUUGGCAGUGCACUAGGAUGGCGAUGGGGUCGGUCGUUUUUGGCACUUUUCUGUUCGUUUCUUUUGUUUUGUUUCGGUUUUUACGUUUUGCCAAAGCAGGACCCAGAACCAAUUUGGAGCGCACCAAGCCCAUGCAAAGGCUGACUGAUGCUCUCGUUCUUGUUGUUGCCUCCGUAUUCAACAAAUACGAUCUUCGCUGUCGCGGGCAUGGGUGGAUGUGUAGGGUAGGACCGGGGAUGUUUGGAUUGGCGUUAUGAAGUUCGUUUGUGAUGAGUGUGCAUGGACCGUUGGAGAGCGCAACCGGCGCAGCAGGAGCUCAACAGGUGGUUGCUCUUUUCAGUACCAUAUCAUUGUUAAUGGCGUUAUCAUCUCAGGGGUGGGAAGCAUGUAGCAGCUCAUGUAUAGAAGUUAUUGUUUUUGUGG
This is a messenger RNA of Ectocarpus siliculosus, 1561 nucleotides long. The record is from the annotation of a GenBank genome assembly. NCBI's taxonomy places the organism in Eukaryota, Phaeophyceae, Ectocarpales, Ectocarpaceae.